Molecule: messenger RNA, 1547 nt
Organism: Armigeres subalbatus
Lineage: Eukaryota; Metazoa; Arthropoda; Insecta; Diptera; Culicidae
Gene: Fuca
Product: putative alpha-L-fucosidase
Exons: 4
Coding region: 105-1526 (473 amino acids)
Biological process (GO): glycoside catabolic process; fucose metabolic process
Cellular component (GO): lysosome
Molecular function (GO): alpha-L-fucosidase activity
Source: RefSeq, a predicted model, not a curated record
AUAGAAAGCUGGUGCAGCGAUGCGCGGAUCUUUAGUACGGCAUGAUACUCUCGUCGCGCCGGUUCUAUUAUCGCUGAUUGAGCAUCAAGUCCAUUAGUGGCGCGAUGAGUUUACGCUGUUUGUUGUUCUGCUUGGUGAUAUGGAUUCAUUCCAUCACGGCUGCUGACGUACAGGAGAAUGAAGUUGAAAAGUACGAGCCGACCUGGGCCAGUCUGGAUUCACGCCCACUUCCGCAAUGGUACGACGAUGCGAAAGUUGGAAUAUUCUUGCACUGGGGUGUCUACGCCGUACCCAGUUUUGGAUCGGAGUGGUUCUGGAUCAAUUGGCAAGGAAGCAAACUGGAAAAUUAUGUAGACUUUAUGUCCAAGAACUACAAACCGGACUUCACAUAUCAAGAUUUUGCGAGUGAUUUCACAGCUGAGUUGUUCAAUGCGACCGAAUGGGCCUUGCUUUUUGCCAAAUCCGGCGCUCGUUACGUAGUUCUGACCAGCAAGCAUCAUGAAGGAUUCACCUUGUGGCCCUCGAAAUAUACUUUCAGUUGGAAUUCACAGGAUGUGGGACCUCAUCGUGACAUACUGGAUGAACUUUCAACAGCCAUAAGGAAUAAUACCAAGCUUACGUUCGGAGUCUACUAUUCGCUGUUUGAAUGGUUCAAUCGUCUAUACAACGAAGACAAGCUGCACGUUUUCCUAAAACACGACUAUGUUGAUUUGAAGGUGUGGCCAGAGCUGAAGGAAAUGAUAACCAAGUACAAGCCGGAGGUCCUUUGGAGUGACGGCGACUGGGAAGCUCCCGAUGGCUAUUGGAAGGCCAAGGAGUUCUUCACUUGGUUAUACAACGAAUCACCUGUAAGGGACACUAUUGUAACGAACGAUCGCUGGGGCAUCGGCACCCUCUGCCUUCAUGGAGACUUCCAUACUUGCUCUGAUCGCUAUAAUCCAGGUGUCCUCCAGCCGCACAAGUGGGAGAAUGCGAUGACAAUUGAUAAGAAAAGCUGGGGUCAUCGUCAGAAUGCCAAGCUGGAGGAUUUUCUCACUUCGGACGAGUUGAUUGGACAGAUUGCGACCACGGUGAGCUGUGGCGGUAACAUUUUGAUCAAUGUUGGUCCUACGAAGUAUGGCACAAUUGAUCCCAUAUUCGAAGAACGUUUAACUCAUAUGGGUCGAUGGUUGAAAACUAAUGGAGAUGCCAUCUAUAAAAGUAGACCGUGGAAAUAUCAGAACGAUACCAUUACUCCCGAUGUAUGGUAUACCUCAAAAUCGAUAAAAACGGUGGACGAAGGCGUGAGUUUCACCAAUGUGUAUGCUAUCGUGCUCAACUAUCCGUUUAAAACCAACAGUGUGGACCUGGGCGCUCUGGAUAAGUUUUCCAGGAAGAUUGUACAAAUUUCCAUGCUUGGAUUCAAUGCUAGUCUUAAGUGGAAGCCGUUGCAGAAUGGAAUUCGUAUCGAAUUCCCAUCUAAGAACGAAAUUGAUCGUCUGCAACUUCGUCAUGCGUGGACGCUGAAAAUUGUGCUUUCUCCGUAAUAAAGAAAUUGACUAACUUCA